GCCUUUUGGGCUUGGGGCAGAGGUGGAGACAGAGGAAGGGCGGGCGCUAGACUCAUCACUCUCCAGCAAGAAGAGAGAACCGGUGUAGCUACAAGAGGCCUUCGUGCCUGCUUGGCUCUACCGCAGCAGAUAGCGCUAAAUAGCAAACAAGAUGGAGAACAACGUCCACCCCCAGGUUGGUUCAAAGCGACCGCUCUCGGAGACGAUCUCACAACCUAGCCAGCAAGCGCUCGCCGUGUCUUCGGCCCCACCGCCAGCCGCGAGCGCGGCUGCGGAUUCCGCGCGGGGGUCUUCCUCGGUAGCGACGACAUCGUCGAACGGCGGCGCGGCGGUGGCGGGGAGCGAUGAUCCUAAGCCCGGCAGGUCGAAGGCGGCCUACGGGCCGGACAUGCGGAUCCUGGAGGUGACCAACAACGGCGAACCCGCCAACAUGGAGAUGCUUAUCCACCUCAAGGAGAUCUUCCACCAGCAGUUGCCCAAGAUGCCCAAGGAGUACAUCGUGCGCCUCGUGUUCGACCGCAAGCACCACUCGAUCGUGCUCACUAAGAAGGGCGUCCCCAUCGGCGGCAUCACGUACCGCCCCUUUGUCGAGCAGAAGUUUGGGGAGAUCGCGUUCUGCGCGGUGGCCAGCAACUCGCAGGUCCAAGGGUACGGCAGCCGCCUCAUGAACGAGCUCAAGAUGGUGGCCAUCAGAGAAGACUUGUCCCACUUCCACACGUACGCCGACAACUACGCGAUCGGGUACUUCGCGAAGCACGGUUUCACCAAGAACCUGACCAUGUCUCGCGACAGAUGGUUCAACUACGUGAAGGACUAUGACGGCGGGACGCACAUGGAGUGCUACGUCCACCCCACGGUGCCGUACAUGAAGCAGGCCGAGAUGUUCGAGAUCCAGAGCCAGUUCCUCAGGGAGCGCAUCGCCGACAUCUCGUCGAGCAAGGUGGUGCACCCCGGCCUAUCCGAGGAGGCCUUCAACAGCCUCGAGCACCAUAUCGACAUCCCAGGGGUUGCCGAGGCCGGGUGGACUAUGGACGAGCUCAACGCGCAGAACCGUCGCAAGAGGGACGGGGACGCGCUCGCCGUCAACAAGGAGCUGCUGGCGAUCUGGAGGGAACUCGAGAAGCACGACGUGGCCUGGGUGUUCCGCGAGCCGGUAGACCUGACGGAGGUCACGGACUACACCUCCAUCAUCGAACGUCCCAUUGACCUGAGCGUGAUCCGAGAAAACCUCGACGAACUAGACCCGAAGCCUUACUAUGCGAACAAGGAGCAGCUUCGCGAAGACCUGGACCUCAUGAUCCGCAACUGCAAGAAGUACAACGGGCAGGAUACCGAGUUCUGGGCGGCCGCCGACACGAUGGAAAAGUUCAUCGCCGAGAUCUACGAUCGAUCGUGACGUUGGCACCGACCGCCUGCUCUUGCUAUUUCUAGUGCUACCCUGAUUUUACCACAAGCAGACGACUGAUGGACGCGUGGGUUCGUUGAUCGUGCUUGUUGUUUCGCCCCGUUUGUGUAAAGAUUUGUCCGCGCCCUCCCGCGCUUGUGGCGCAUGUUGUAAGGUUGUGGUGGUGUUGAUUUCCUGGCGGUGCUUUUGCUGCGAUCGGGACUUUCUGCGCUGCACGCUGGGAGCCAGGGAGGUAGACUGUCUGGCUGGGAAAGCGAAUCUAUUUUCUAGAUUUCGAAUGUACAGAGGGAGGGGGGCAGGCGCAGGGGAGGACGAUGAUGAGUGAUGAUGUGCUUUUUCCGAGACCACCCACGUGGUAGGCGAGCGCUGGAAAGGAAGAAGAGAGUUUGUUGUGCCUCCACGCACAAGGCACGUCGGUGCGUGGGAAUGCCGGGUUGGGAAUCCGAUUUCGAGAACAGGAUGGGGCGUAGGCCAAAGGGGCGACGAUCUCGGUGCUGGUGUAUUUGCUCCCGGCCUUGGUUUCUUGCUGGUGUGUUUCUUCGCCGGCUAAGGUUAGCUACUUGGCGGGAAGAAGCGAUACAAGCGCGCCACGUGGAACAGGAAACGGAUCACCGGUGAUAACAUUCAAGGCUCGACGAUCACACGUUGCCGUAGAUUUUCUCCUGCUCUGCUGCUGCUGCAUCGGCACGCUGUUUUUUUGACGUGGCAUUAAGCUCCCACGGAUUGUUGUAUUUGCUGUAACCUUCUCAUUUCUGUAAUGUAAUGUCUCGUGGUACUGCGUAACUGAACUGUUGUGCACACUGCAGGCUGGAGCUAGGUAGACGGACGAGAGCGGGCCAAAAGUCAAAACUUGUCGCAGUUGUUCAAAUGCUCAUGUUAGGGCUCUUGUUUUUUGAAGUCGAGCGUGGGGAAGGCGGGGCUGUGGCUAUGGGUAUGUCUGAUCCACUUCGGCUCUGCUCCUUGUAGAUUUAUCGUGACGGCCUGGUUUCGUGUUCUUGGUAUGUGCUGUGGUGGUGUGGGUGCGUGUGUGUGUUUACCUACACGCGUAGUUCGUCUUGUGCGUGCGCCUAACUCAAACCCGGGGGUCGUCUUACUCUGCGCAGCAGACGUUGCAAGGGCAAACGCGGUCAAAAGGCGAACCUGCUGUACUCGACAACGUGUUUUGCCUAGGGGACAAGCUGCGCGUGAUUCUGCUCCUGAUGUUUUUGAGCGGCGGAGGCGAGGGUAUUAUGAGCCCUGUCUUGCCUGGUUUCAUGCUGUGUUUCCUCCCAUCUGGAAAAAAGUCUGGGAAUGUAAUCAAGUCGAGAGAACGAACUCACGGCGAGAGGGCGAGACGGCAGUUUCGUGAUGGUACUGAGUACAUGUAUGGACGUAAUGCUGGAUCCUGCUGACUAAUGUAAUGUAUUUUUUGUUUUUCUCCCAUCAUUGGACUCUGU
Molecule: messenger RNA, 2841 nt
Organism: Ectocarpus sp. CCAP 1310/34
Lineage: Eukaryota; Phaeophyceae; Ectocarpales; Ectocarpaceae
Source: the annotation of a GenBank genome assembly